GGCAAGGAAUUCCUUUGCGUGUCACCUCUGUGCCUGACAGAUUUCGCCUUAGAACUCAAUAGCUCAAAAUGUUUCCAUCGAUAGAUGUGCAAGAUAACUGCUGCAGGAAUGCAACUUGAAGGACACUCUGCAUCUUCUGAAAUCAACACCGAGUCCGUUAAGCGCGUCUCAAAUGACAAUUCUGAAUGUUAUCACUUCCUCCUCUUCUGAUAAACAAAGCUUGUUUAUGAAUCUCGUAGACAUAUAAUGCACGGUGCCUAUGAAAGAACGUGGAGUGGUGAUACCCAAGGUGUAAUGUCAGGAAUGGCAAGGGGGUUGAAUCUGGAUAAGAUUGCAUUUAAUUUUCGCUACUCAAGCGACAACGUUGCACGUUCGAACCCUUGGCCAAGAACACUUCUGAGCGGAGAUUUCAUUUUGAUUGCUGAGUUCGCCGAGAAUGAGGGACCAAAGCCAGUAGUAAGUUUGACAGACUAUAUAAACGCCUUCAAUAGCCUCGAUUACUUCCGGGUUAUUCAACGAACUGCUCAGUGUCAUAAAUUUUAAAUGUAACAAGAACAUGCAGAUUUAUUUAUUGUAGCGUGACUUGAUCGGAAUUUAAAUCUCUAAUUCUGUAUGUAGUUAUGUUUGAAUAAGCGAGUAAUUUGAACUAAUUAUUAAUGAAACGAGUUUGUAUCAGAUUUUCGGUGAGCAAAGUCACCUCUACAUUUGAUUGGAGGCCGAUACCAAAAGGAGAAAUUAGAAGCCAGUUACUAAUCACGAGUAAAAAUAAUUCAGUUGUUUAGUACCAAGAUACAAUCGAUGUACAUGUCUGUAUGUUGGACAGCUCACCUUGGCCUGGAUUUUUAUUGGAAACAGGGUUGCUUGAUUAAACCCUGAAGUUUGUAGACAGAAAUCUAUAGUAUGAUUAUCAUAUUCCUAAUUAAUUAUUAAUAUUAUUCAUAACUGUUAUUAUUAUUAUUUUUAUUAUGAACAAUCAACAAUUACACCAUGUAAAUCUAAAGCUAUCUUUUUAAUUCUCACACUUUCAUGCUUUACCUCUUUUUUUUUAUUUUCACUAUUCAUCUUAAUCAGCAUUGUUCUACUUACUAUAGAAUUCAACUUUCAACGCUUUGUACAGUAAUUAACUGAAGAUGACAGAAGUUUCUGUCAAAACAUGUUUUACAGACUCAAAAGUUUUGUCGCUUUCUUUAAAUUCUUGACUUGCCUGCUAAUAUCAAGAACCUAUUAUUAAAUUAUUACAACAAGAACUUGUUUGUCUUUUGUUUUCUUAUUUCUUUCUGUGUAUCUCUUUAGAUGACAAUUCCCAAGAAUGCUGGAGAAAAUUUUGACGUGAAUGCCUUUGCUGUUCAUGUAAUGUCAGUAGAUUAUACUCAAUCCAGGUAUGGUGAGAUGACACUUUUCAUCAAUUAAAAGUAAAAGUGUUCAACUUUGUGAGUUUCAGAUGAUUGACCAUGUGGCUUUAAUUAUUCACCAAUUUUUUCUCAUUAUUUUAGUUGUGUAAAUUCAUUUUGUUCAAUUUCUUUUUUGUGAAGAUUUAUGUGGUCGAAUCUUACACUUCUUCCUUAGAUGACACUUGCUGGAUUCAUUAAAUUAUAUAUAUAUAUAUGAUACUGAAUUUGAAAUAUUGAAAUAUUACUUUUACUUAUAAAUCUCUGUUUCAGGGGCAGCAACUUUUCCAUUGUUGAAGACACUCAGCUGUUUUUAACAAAGAGAAAAGAUGGAAUUUAUGCCUAUGUAAGCUUUACAGCAAAGUUUUAUUCCCUUGAUUUCUUCUUGAGUCUCAUUAUUUUGUUGUGGGGUAAACAUUUUACCAGGUUGUGUUAUAUUUCAUAGGUGCACCAUUUUACUCUUUAUGAUAUUCAUGCUCGUGGUUUUGUAAGGCCUUACUGCAUGUGCUACAUUUCACAUUGCAAAAGGUAUUUAUUAUCAUUGUUGUCAAUGAGUUGAAAGUAGAAGGCAGUGGAAGAAAUUGUAUUUUAGCAGGUUAGCACCAAUCGAAACUGGGAAAUGGUUACAGCACAAAUUUCUUUGACUGUGUUUCAAUCAUUGUACAAUUUUUCAUCAGUAAUUAUGGCAAAAUCAUUGAGGUAUAUGUAGCUGGCAGUUUAAGAUGAAUGAAAAGCUGGGGGUUUUGGCAGGCUAUCUGUCCUAAUUGACGGCUCUGAUUAUUAAGUAACAAGUAGUUUAUAAAAUUAUUGAUGAAGUUCCUAGAUUUAGAACUUUCAAAUGUAUGUACCAUUUCAAAGUGAUAUCAGCCAAUAAUCCAGCUCAAAUCUGAAGUCUGCAUCACCUGCUUGAGUCUGUGAACCUAUGUACUUAAUUCCAGAGUUACAAUCAUUAUGACUGUAUAUCAUUAUUGAAAUGGGUGUAUGGAGAAGAACCUCAAAUAACUUCUGACUGGUAGACUGCAAAAAGUCUCUUCAAAUCUCCAGUUUUUUCAGAGCAUUUGAUGUUACAUUCCAGAGGUUAUAUAAGAAGGGUUUCUUUUCUAUCUAUACUUUCAUUUUUUCAGCUUUCACAGUGAACAUUUAUGCUCAUGUUUACUUAUUUAAUCACUGGUUUGUUUCUCCUUUUUUUGCAGAAAAAUGUUUUCUUUUCUUGACAGUUUCAUGGAUGAAUUUACCAAGGUGAAGUCUCAGUCCAUUUUGAGUUGAACUAAUGGCAAACAUAUUUCUUUUUGGAUAUAAUGAAUCUCUUCUACCAGAUUUCUUGAUUUAAUGAUUGAAGAAUUUAAUUAAUAUUUACAAUUUUUUUAAGGUGUCCAAGUUAUUUAGGCAUGGUAACAGAAUAACGUUCCUAAGAGACCUAGAAGAACGAUUGUGUGAUGUUUUAGAGUUAAAGGAAAAAAGUAUCUGUAAGUUUCAAUUGUGUAGUAAUGAUCCAAUUUAGUGUAGCUGUACUGUGGAGGUUUAAUUUUUUUUCCUUUGAUUUGACCACUGAAUUAUCAGAAAUACCAUCAAAGAAAUUUGUAGAGCAAGUAUUUCCCAAUUUUUGAGUGGAAUUGCAAACCUAAUUAUUGCCUGAAUCAAUUCCAGGUUCAAGAUUUUCCCAAAAGGUUCCAGGGAACUUCCUGGAGCACCAGGGGUAUUUUAACUGACCAGUACCCAGUCUUCUGUGUAAUCUGACAAAAUAAUGUAGGCUGCAUGAUAACAAGGCUCCCUAUCUGGUAUCUUUAUUUGCCUUUUAGGUUCAAGCUCAUUGAUAGCUUUACCUAUGUACAGUGUAAGAGGAAGAGUGUUCACUUAGACUGGGGUCUUGAUUAGUACCUUCUCACUUAAUUUGGAUCACUUAAGCUGGAUUGACAGGCUAACACAUUUCCACAAAAACUAAAGAAAUUAAAAAUUUGUAGUAAAUCAUUGCAGCAAGCUUUGAGACACCUUUAAGAACAACACUAUCAUUUACCUGGGCAGUGUGUAUUAAGCAAGUGAAGUUAAUUUCAAAUCUUCUCUUGUUUUAGUGGAAAAUUCCUUCUCCAGUUGUCUUCUUGGUCAGAAAUGGAAGGUAAUGUGUCAGAGAAUUAAAAUCUUAUUGAAUUAGUUAUUUUUGGUUAGUGGUCACACAUAUAACAUUGUGAGCCAUUCUGCUCCAAUUCAAUUCAUUAUCUUUUUUGAAGAUAAGAUUUCUUGAAACUUUUGGACCACAGGUUACCCAAAUGACUGGAAAAUCAGAGAAGAAGUUGAAUGCUGAAUAUGAGUUUAUAUUGACUGAGACCAAAAAGUUGAUAGAAGUCCUAAGACCACAUAUAGUGGUAAGUGGAUUUCAAGCCUAAGAUGGACUCUAUUUUUUUUAUUCUUAUAAGUGUUAGUGCUUAAUUUUUCAUUUUGUAUACAUACUUUCAAACCUUUAUUACAUGGUCACCCAUGGGGAAUGGCGGGGUGACUGCUUGACACAGGUUUACCAGUUGAUAUACGUUCCACACAAUAGGGGUAAUAUAAAAAAGAUUUUAAAAUGCCACAUUAUGCCACAAUUGGCUGUUUAUUUAACAAAACUGUGCUCAAAAAUACUACUAACUCUGAUUGCAAGAGAGUUGAACAUCGAUUUCAUUUUACUUGAAAGAUUAAUGUUAGUUUUAUUUGAGUGGUCCUACUUUAAGAGACUGUUCAAUGCAGGUGGAAGACAAUACAAACAGGUCAAAUUUGGCUCUAGCUCAGAGGUAGAUACAACUACUCAAAACUGAGGUGACUGCUUAAUAGGGGUGAAAAUUACAGAGAUUACAGGGAAACAAAUCAAGACUUUGACAACCAACCACUUAAUACAGGGUGACUGCUGAAUUGAUAUGGUGCUGCUUAAUACAGGUUUGACUGUAUUUAACAUAAUUGGAUAAGUAAGAGUGCAUUUUUUUUAAGGCAGGUAAUUUAGUGUUAACAAGUGAGUUGAGGAUAUAAAUUUGUCAUUGUAAAGGGUAAAAAAGCUGACGUUUCAAGUGUUAGCCCUUCAUCAGAGCGAUAGGGCUAACGCUUGAAACGUCAGCUCUUUUACCCUUUGCAGUAGCUAAUUUCUGUUCUCAACUCAGUUGUUAACACUAAAUUACCUGCUAUACUCUCCCACCAACGCAGCACCACAGUUUCUUUAGAAACUUACCCCUUAUUCAUUUUUUUUAUGGUUGCUUAAAUUGUCUUUAAAAAUACAGAAUGACCCCAGGGUUGAACAUCAAUUUAAAAGGCUUGAAGACUUGGUCCAAGGAAGGACUCGUAGUUUCACUGUUGCUGAUGGUUGUCUUGAAGUAAGACAUGAAUUUAGUGAUCACAAAUUGCCAACCCACAAGCCUACAUUACGAAAAGGUACUUUUAGAGAAGAUUUGUUUAUUUAAAAGAGUGCUAUAUACUAGUCCUGUUUGUUGAGUAAAUGCAAAAAGCACCAUUCACAUGUGUGGUACAUGAAUAUACUAAGGCUACAGACAGGUUCCCUGACUGACAUGAUAUUAUUUUUGGCAAUUAGGCAUUACAAGUUAGAGUAAAUUAAUUGUAAUCAUGGGUCAAGUGUACCUUGAUAACAUCCUGGUUACAAAAAUAAAAUGAUAUUAGUUAUAGUAAUUUAAUUAUUUUGGUUAUCAGCAUCAUCAGAGCUGCCUUGUUUAUUGAUCAAGUGUGUGUGACCUUUGUUUCUUACAAGCUGAUUGCAUUUACUUGACACAUUUUACAGCUGUCUCACUCCCAGAUAUCAAAUAUCUACUGAAAGGAUACAAAGAACUGAAUGUGAGUGCAGUUUAUAUUAUGAUAUUGAUGGUAAAAAAGAGUAAUGGCAAAUACCUUCACCACCUCUUUAGGCAGAAAUAAAAAUACUAAAUAUGUUUAUUUUUAAUUUUAAAAUGUGCUCUUAUGGAAUUAGACAGGUUGGUUUUAAUGGGGGGGAGAAGGGAGGUUUAAUAUGGAUUGCAAAAAAUGAGGUCCUUUAAUUAAUCAUGCAGGAUCAAGGUUUUGUCAAAUAAAUGAAAAUAAUAAAUCCAAAGUUAAGCAGACUCAUUAUUUUCACCAGUCAUAAAAGGACCCUGUUACCUGGUUAGGGUCCACAGGUGAAUGUAUUUGUACACGAUGGCUCCAUGAUGUAUAUGUAUUCAUUAUUCAUUAAGAGUCAUCCAAAUUUUUUCUGUUUCAUAUGGUGAUCACAGAUUUCAUGAUUUUAUUUUACAGCUAAAGCCUAGGUCCUGUUUGCCCACUUAUCUUAAUAGUAUGAAACAGUUACGGUAAGCUAGUGAGGGAAAUUUAGUAUUACAUUUGUGUAGUUUUCAAUUAACUGUCAAAAAUUCAAAACCAAUGUAAUCACUUCAGCUGAUUAUAACAAAGGAUAACACCAUCAUUGGUCAAUGAGAACUCAAAGUAAAUACAGGAAAGCUACCAAAAGCAUGGGAAAAUGCUCUUUUUCUUGUCAUUUGCUUUCAUUGCCAUCAAAUUGAUACAUUGUCUUCUUUUCGUGCAUAAUUGAAAUCAUGGUGAUUUUUCUCCUGAGACUGAAUGGGGAGCAUGAUUAUAGAACUUUUAAUCAUUGUUUUGACCAAAGCAAAACGUGAUCGGUUUAUGCAAACCAUCGAUACACCUCGAUACUUUUGGUUGAGAAACCUUGUCCCGGUGUUCUUGCACAGUGGGGGGGUAACUUCAGGUGGGGUGAAGUCACUCAGACUGGGGGGCAAAGUGUUUUGGGGCAACAUGACGAUGGGGCUACCAUUUUUUCUUGAUAAAAGUAUAUUUGUUUACAUAAACAUUUUAAGAGAAAAACACGCUGGAAUAGAAUUGCUAAUUUCUCGUAAGUUAAAGCCUUUCACAAUUCCCUUGUAAUGCCAUUUACACUGGCAACUUUCGUUAGUGACAAUUUCCUUAUAUGGUAUGUCAGUUCUCCAUUUUGGGUUUUUUUAUCACUGCCGAUUGAAACCUCUCAAGGUGAAUUUUCUAGUACUUUUUAGGCGCGUGAGUGUUCGCAAGUUGUUGGGGGUACUACGUGAAUUUUUAUGUGUUAUGACUUUCAGACAUUUACAUGACCUGUGUGAGUGGGGAGCAAAAGAAGGACUCAGCAGACUUCGACGUGUUUUUAAGGUAACUGAAGAUCAACCAAAGAAACGAUCCUCGCAGGAAGACUGUAAUUUAAGCAAGUACAGGAGAGAAACCAGAGAGAACUUUAGGCUUCGACAGCAUUCGAAUCCAGGCCUCCCAGAUACUAAUUAGGCGCUGCUACCAAAUGGGUUACCAAGCUAGAAGUUGGGAGAGAGGCAAAUUUUAGGGGGUUCUUCUUUCCUUUAAAUCCGGGAAUCUGAAUUCUCUGAUCAUCAUCAUCAUCAUCAUCAUCAUCAUCAUCAUCAUCAUCAUCAUCAUCAUCAUCAUCAUCAUCAUCAUCAUCAUCAUCAUCAUCAUAUCUUUAUUUGAUAAGUAAGUUAAAAAAUGGCAACUUUACGGCUGAUGUGGACCUACUAUAUUAUAAAAUAAGAGAUAAAUAAACGUACAAUAAAAUAAAUAAACCUGGAGUUAAGUCUUAAGUAAGAAACAGAAUGAAUAUAAAUAUAAAUGUGUCAUAAUAUAUCAGAAAUAAUAGAAAUUUGAAUUCUUUUUUUCUUCGUGGUUGUGCACUCCAGAUCAUCUUUCUGGACAUUCUUGUGAGCCACUCGCUAUACAGUUCCAGGGCUUUUCAUGCACCAAAACUUCUGUCAACUAUAUUCCUUUCUAAUGUUUGAUUCACUUCUCAUAUUUUUGCGUUCAUACAUUCCUAGCAUUACAACAGAGAAACUGCCGCACUGUUAAUUGAAAAGACGGAAACAAGCCAUCUUGGUGAGCAUUUAAUUGGUAUUUAAACAAAAUUAAUAACCCUUCGAAAGGAUUCUUUGUACAUUUUAGUAGCGCAUUUUCAACUGAAAAAACCGAGGUACUACUAACUGCAUUUGUUUUGCCUGCUUUCGCUCUGUUAAAGCGCGUUUUGAUUGAGUGUCGUAACAUCAGAACUUAAGUAAUCGCUAAGACCAAUCAGAGGAAAGGAAAAUAUUACAUAGAGCCAAUGAAAAUACAAAGUGAGGAGGAUGGUUCAAGAUUUGUAGACCAAUCAAAUGGCGAAGUAAAGCAAAUCCAAAACCAUCUCGGAUUAUUAACGACGCUCAAUUUAAUAUUACUUUAUUAGUGUAAGAAACUAUCACCACCCUCUCAACCAAUCAGAUUCAAAACUUAAACCAUUUGCGACCUCUUCACUCUUCAAGUCUGUCUAUGCGCGUUUACUUUGAGUUUUAACUGGUUCCUUGUGAUAUGUACCUUCGCUUUGAACGCCGCUGACCGCCAAUCAAAAUGCAAUGGGUUUAGUUUAAAAACUCAGUCGUCUAACCUCAGCAACUUAAUAUUAUGAGAACACUUAACUUGUCACGUCAUCUUGCAUUCAUACCUUGAAAAGUUUUAAAAUCACAACCACUACGAGCAAAUCUUGCUCCAUUUAUAGUGUCAAAUGAUGAACACUGGUAUUAUCUGCUUUGGGUCUCCUGUCAUUAUAGAUCGCUUUCCCGCUCUUCUGACCAUUGGCCGCAGUGUAGUGUCUAACGUUCUUCGAAACAUCGACAUGUAAGUUUGUAACGUACAGUAAUUUAGUCCCUCCAUCGUAAUUUGACCUUUCAAUAGUUAAACAAGGGAACGCGAAGCGAGCGCGAGAGCGCACGAGCAACUGUUGAGUGUGAAAAGGAAAACAAUAAUACUUCUUUCUUCGCCUUCUUCUAUCGUGCGUUGACGUUUGUUAACCCUUUACACCUUAAUAUCAGUAUGCAUAUUCUCCAUACUGUUCAUCAUACAUUUCUUAAGGUGCUGACGAGGAGAAUUUGUUUAAAAAUCAAGAGCUUCUUUAGUUGGUGAUCAUUUCCUUUAUUCUUGUGACCUUAAUGUGUGAUUCAGGGGGGGAUAUGUAAGGAGAAAGUAGAUGUUAGUCACUCUUAGGUGUGAAGGGGUUAAAUACCCCACGGCUCAAUUUCAAUAUAUACAUUAGUUUCCUUAUAAUUAGUUUGUUAGAAAAAACCUUAGCUGACUUUUAGCUACUGUUAAACCAGAGAUAGAAGUAAAACUCGAUAAUAACCUUUCGUUCAGUCUAAUAUCCAUUUUAUCUCGCCUUUGUGUAUAAACUGUAGGAAGUGUGUGGACAGCUGCACGACCAGUCGCUCCCCCGUAGAUACUCCAAGUCAAGAGUGUCUUACAAGAAAGUCGUCGGUAGGAAUUGUUUUUCUUUGUGUAUAAUAUAAUUUAACAGCUACAAAGCAACAUUUUCCUCUUGCCUCAAGAUGUGUGUUAAGCCUUUAUCUCAUACUAACGAUGAACAACUAACUUCGCUUCGCAAUUUAUUAAAUUUUCCAGAAAAAGGUGACGAGAAAAAGUAGUUUCAUCAGCUAAGUGAUGAUGUUUCAUAAUGAGAUAACAACAAUUUCUCUCCACUAAUUUGCAACUUGAAAAUGGAUAGCAUUGAGAGAGGAGAAUUACUUCUUUGAUCAUGGGAGUUACUAUCAAUGUUUAUAACUACGAUUAAUAUAGCCGCUUUGGACUACUCGUGCGCAGAUAACUUAGCUUAAUCGUUUUAAACGAACUUAAAUUUGUGUUCCGAUUUUUUGAUCACUCAAAUGCUCUAAUCACUCCUUAAAGAUACAGAACGACGUAUUUUGCUUUUUACUAGGGGAAGCACUUUUGAAUUUGGUUCCUUUUUACUAAACCCAUUCUAAGUUUCCACAAUAGAAGGUUCCUACCCAGUCUCUUGUGACCAGCGGUCAUCUUUUUCUCCCACGGACUCGGGGAGACGUAACGGAGACGUGAACACACGAAAAUUGAAAUAAACUAUGAAAGAAAUUCAGAGUGGCACUCAGAAUCAAAUAUCUCUUUCAAACCCUCCCUUUUACAAUUGUUAAAUGCUGUUUGCCUCUUGCGUUCUUUUCCAUAUCGAGGAUUGACUUUACCUCUCCACUUCAUUUUUAUUUCAGUGUGGUAGCUUAGAAAGUAUGCACAGCCUGGAUUCUUUUCAGUCCUGUGUCGAGGACGAGUUCGAAGGAUCCUCGAAGUCAAGUGAUGGAAUCCUUUCACCAUUUACACCAUCGUGAGUCUAAAUGAUUUCCCUCUUGUUUCAGGUCAUAUCUUUUUGUCCCAUUAUUUUGGCACACAGCGGAGGCGAGCGAAGACGGUUGGGACGGCAUGAAACCGUUAGCGCCCUGCAUCACGAUUUGCAAAGUCGUGAUCGCUAAAUUUGUAUCUGUAUUUUUAUUUGCGAUAUUUAGACAGGCUGGCCCAGUUCAGCUCAGGACAGGUUUAAAUAGGGGCCUUUGUAAACAGUAACAAGGUCAGACAACAACACCGGGAGCAACGUUCCCUACUCCUUGAAAGAAGUGUGUGGAUUCUUUAACAUCCCUGCUAACCAGUACAGAGAAGAGACAGGAGAAAAGGCCUGCGGCUUACUUAAAAUUUCAAAUUUUGGUGGUUUUUUUCCUAAUGAUCUUACUGUAAGCUGGUUUAAUGCCUGUGCGACGUGUUGCGCCAGAAGAAAACCUUAUGUUCCGAAGACAAAUAUUUUCGCAUAAAUCUUCGAAUUUGCUACUUGCCUUUACAAUCUACGCACACGAAAAGUAACAGCUCAUUAAUUUCAAGCACUUAUGAAAUCUAUUUCAAAUUUGUGUCAUGCUCUUUUCAGCUCUUCAUUCCAUGCUGAUUUGCAAGGAGGAGAAAGAAAUGAAAUUUUCAGUAACAGUACCUCUGAAUCUCUUCUUGCGGAUGACAGUGACGUGAUGUCCACUCAUUCGGAUACAACUCUCACGAGAGCGACCGCUGAGACUGUGUCUCUGGCGGAUUACGCUUUAAUGGGCGAAGAGUUUCCGUCAAAUCUGAGCGUGUCUCCUCUCAGUAAACCAGCAAGUGCUACCACUGAAACAAACGUUGGGAUGCAUUUCAGUCAACUCAGAGGAAAGAGUUUAAGUUUAGAGAGUUUGGCGACGUCGCCGGAUUCAAAGGGUGGCCACCAGAGAAAAAGGAAAAAACUGGAUUUACCGGUUUUGCAGAUUCAAAAUUCACCAUCGCCGCCGAAAACUGAGAGGGUUCCGAUUGUCAUCACCCCGAAUGUUCCCUUCAGAAAUGCAAAUGUGAAAAGUAACUUGUUUGGAAAGAAUUCGGUUAGGAGAGUUAAAAGCUUGGAUACCCCACGAACGUCCUUGUGCAGUGGAGAAGAAAAAGUGCUUCAAAAAAGAUCGCGUUAUAACACAAGGUUAGAAUUCCAUUAUUAUCUUCCUUCAUCGAUUAAUUGUUUGCAUUAUAUCUGAGCAACAGCCUUGGCAAUCAAACUUGUCGUUUCGAACGCUCAAUGUCAUCAUUGUCGAACGUAAGAAAGACCAAAGUGAGAGACGAAAUAUUCAAACUCAACUGAAUGGACCACAGUAUAUGCGUGCGGGACUCUUUUUUUUCUAUAUAUGUAUCUGCGUUCUCAGCCUUUAUUUACCUUUAUGAAUAAUUCACUCUUCCAUCCAUGUAUAUACCCAGAUCCACAAGGUUAAUUUCUUUUACAUUCGAAAAUGUUGACAUGAAAUCGUCUGACUCACCUAUAACUUUUUUACUGGUUAGUUUGCUAUUGAAGAGCUUUAAUCCUUAUUGUAACGAAAAUUGUGGUAGAAAAUUUUGUGGUAUUAUUGUUGUUAAACUCUUCACCAGCAAUUUUUCUUCUUAACCCUUAACUCCCGUGGGUGACCAAGACAAAAUUUCUCUUCACAAUAUCAAGCAGACGAGUGAUGAGAAUAAAGAAAAAUAUUAAUUAGGGGAUUAUGAGUGAAUUUAAUACCAAAUUCUCUAAACUAACAUUACAAGAACUCUAUGGCAGACAGUAAGGAGAAUUACUAAUGAGAUCUUGAGAAUUAAAGGGUUAACAUUUACCCUUCUCAGUUCUUCUUCUCCAUGCCAAUUUUUGAAUAAGACUUUUUCACAAAAUGGCUUGUCAGGCGUUUAAAGCGACCUCAGUAGACUUCAAACGUAUUUCGAUUGGCUUUUUGUAUUUGCCAAAACCAAAACUGGAACACAAACAAUCUCAUUAGCAGCCAGUGAGAACUCAAACUAACAGCAAGCAGACAGUCUUAAGCGCGGGAAAACGCGGGUGACCAAGUCGCGAUUGGUUUUAGUUUUGCAUCUGAUCGGUUGAGAGGACGACGUCAGUUUUCUCGUUCAAUCGCAGAGCUGGGUAAAGGAAAACUAAAGCAAUCGUAAACUGCUUUCGAAUUUCAAUUGAAAAUUGAUCCAAUUGUGACUUAAGUGUGAUCUGAUUUGUAAUUUGUAAAGAUUGUUAAAUAAUAUAAAUUGAUGUGUUUUCUUCCAGACCCGAAAUGAUUCGACUCAGGUGUUUCGCAGAAGAAGUUUCCCAGCCGCUAGCAUCAUACACAGGUAAUGUUACACGAUUUUAUUUGUACGUGUGACGACACUGAGCAGUUCGUAAUCAGUAAAUUUUUCUUGGUCGUCAAAAAAGUUUUAUUUGAGUCACUGAAAAGCAUGGGAUCGCUGCACAUUCUAACAGGGCAUGCUAAUUUCCACAUUGAGCUCAGACCAGGCGGUAGGAUUUGACUGACUUGCUUCCUACAAUCCUUUUGAAGAAUGUGCCAUUAACUCACGUCUUUCACCCUUCUCUAUCCCAGCAUUGACGGCCGUUGAUCAGGUGGCAAACCCAUCUACUAUGCUCUUUAUCUUCAGCCCUCCUCUAUCUUUCCUCUGGCUGCCCCUUGUUUCUCUUCCGCUGUGAUAGCUAUGUUCGAGUAAUGCGCAAGUUUGGUUGGUUGAAUUCGCAGUACCUGCCCUUUCCAUCGGAAAUUUUACUCAGUUUUGUGUAACACACAGCCUGCAUACACCUUGCUGGUGUCAAACGCCAUAUUUUGAGAGGGAGAAAGAAAUACGUUUUUGGAACCGACUGUAGGGCGUCUAAGUGGCACAAGAUAUCUCCAGCCAUUCUCAGGCUCAAUGCCGCACGCUCACACAAUGGUCACCGCUGUAUAAUAAAUUCAAUGAAUUUUUGAACCAGACACAAUUCAUAAUGUAUUGGUGCUAGGUUUGAAACCCAUCACUGCAAAAUAUGUGGCACAAACUUUGACUGGUAAUCUGUCAUGUUACAAUCUUUUUUUUUCAGGUUCUAACUUAUUAUCCUUGCGAAACAACUUGAGUUUUUGUAUUCACUUGCUGUACGCUCUUCUCUGUGGACGACCAGUGGUGGUCUUUGCCGAACCAAAGAAUGAAAGGUUUGUUUAUUCCACACUAACUUUGAUUGAAGGGGGUAAGUUUCUAAAGAAACUGUGGUGCUGCGUCGGUAGGAGAGUAUAACAGGGUAAUUUAGUGUUAUCAACUGAGGUGAUAAUGUAAAUUGGCCGCUGUAAAGAGUUCAAAAGCUGACGUGUCGAGCGUUAGCCCUUUGUAGGGGCAAUUGAUUGACACUGUCUAAAGCGCUUGACUCUUUGCCGUCCGCCUUCAAUUUAUCUCAUGGAUUCAAGGGUGAUAGUAUGCGAAAAACCUUGUGAAUUUCUGCCAGUUAUUCACUAAGUAUUCUAGUAGAAAUAAGAUAAGAUUAGUUUUCAACAGAGUUUCGAAAAACCAGAACCAAAGUGAUUGCCACGGGAUUUCAUAACAAAGGUUAACAUCAUCAGUAGUCAAUGAGAGCUCAAAGUAAAGACAGUAAAACUGACUGAAGCGCGGGGAAGUAUGGGUGGCAAAGUCGCGAUUGAUUUUAAUUUUGUAUCUGAUUGGUUAAGAGGGAGGUGCGAGUUUUCUCAACUAGUCGCAGAGCGUAGUAAAGCAAAAACAGAGAAAACUGGAUUAUUUGCGUCGCUUAUCUUGAAAUUGCUUUUGGGAAAUUUAAGCAAUUGGUCACUGAACUAUCACCCUUAAGAUCUGGCCAACAACUCUUCCUUUUACGUGUCGCUCAUUUCCUUGUAUAGGUUAAUACGGAGAAUCUUGACUGAGAACCAAAGACAACACCUCCAGCUGAUGAAUGUUUAUAUUCUCAUCGACUGUUUGUAGACUAAUAUGUUUUUUUUGAGGAGAAAGUAAAUGUUGAUUACCGCGGGGAGUUGAACGGGUAAAUGGCACUAAUGACCUUUUCUUGUGGCUUUCGCGACAUAUCAACCAUUCACCUUACCUGAUGUAUGCAAACAUUCCUAACGUGAUCAGAUGUCAAAACAACUGCAUAAGAAGCACACAAUGCAAAACGUGUUUCUGUGUAGACUUGAACGAACAGGCUUAGUAUCUGCAGCAAUGGCCAAAAGAUUCCUUGGUUUUAGUUUGAACUGCACGACAGAGUUGCGUCAUACUCUGUAAUCCUGUAUUUAGCGUAUUAUGAAAGUCUAUUUUAUUUAGUGACAGGUGCUUAAUGUACUUCUCUGUGUUUUCUUUCUUAGGGAAGCGCGAAUUGUCAUCUCUGCUUUGUGGAUGUUUGUACCAGAAAAUAUGAGGUCGGUCUUCAUCUUUGAUGACCUAGCGAUAACCCUCUAGAGUCAUUGGGGAGCUUAAGCACAAAAGUUUUGAGACGCAGACGGCAGCUGCAAAUAAAAAGUUUUGAUUACUGGUGCCAUUAAACCUUUUCGAUCAGUACAAUUCUAUUUAAAAUGCUAAAACGUUGACCUUACGUUCGAUACGUUGGCGUCAAAGCGCGCAAGAAUUAGUUUUAUUCUUCAACCGGUUGCCUCCCGCUUCUCAAAAACGUUUCUGCUUAAGUUCUAGGAUAAGAAAGCAUGAAAAUCACCAAAACCGAUUUGAAAUGUGGGAGUCAAUUUUUUUUUAUUUCUAGUCAUGGAAAGGUCGUGGAUCCCUGGCGAACCAAACCUUUACAGAUUGCUGACCUUGCAUGGCAAGUAACAAGUGUUUCAUUUGGUGCUAUUACAUGUUUGUUGAACAGCAGUAGGGGAAUAUGUAGGCUAUUUUAUGAAAUCAUGAUAGAUAAACAGACUCUGACGAGAUCAGAUAUUUUGUGUUCUUUUCUGAGCGAUAUGUAUAUUACCCCGUCCCCAGAUAAUAACACAAAUUGGGUUAAUUCAUUUAGUUUUGAUUUCUUAUUUUUCUAAAAUUUUUUUCUUUUUUCUGGGUCACGAACAGGUUAAAACUUGUUGGCCUCGCAAAGAGUAAGCAUUUCAACAUGAUUCCCAAAUCUGUGAAGGUAAAGAUUGCUAAUAAGAUAACAUUUGUUUCGAGUUAUCGUUUACUCUAUCGUCAACCUCGCGCGUUUUAAUUGUUACAGCACGCAUUACAUGUGCAAAAAGGAUAAAAGCCUAAGAGGAUUUAUCCCUGCCUUUUUAAAACACUUCUCCCCCCCCCCUUGAAGAAGAAUUCAAUUCGCGAUCAUUCAACUCUAAAUGCGUUUUCCUUUUGAUCUCGUUUACACCUCCUUAAAUGUCGCUUUCGACUUACAAGAGGGUUAGGCGCUGACCUCAAAUUUUCAGCUCUUUGUGUUCCUAGGAAGGUUGCGCAAAUCAACUGUAGAUAAGUCAAGUUUGUGAUUCCUCAAUUGCAAUAUUUACUUUCCAGAGGUUUGUUUCUGUUCUCGACCUUGAAACAGAUCGUAUUGUUACACCGCAGUAUAAGGUAAGUAUGACUGAUUCCAAGAAAAUAAUCCGUUGGCUGAAAUAAAAUUCGAAAAUUAUACUGAUAUAAUGUCGGAGCUGACCUGGAUCUAACGACCAGUGACGUUACUCCAAGUGCGAGAUGUAAAAAUUGUCGCGUUCCUUGAUGAACGCAAUUCAAAUCUUAGAGAGUUUUUCUUCUACGAUCAUCACCUUCCUGAAUGCGGUCCUUGUGGUUAAAAUUCCUCAGCCAUUUUCGGUUUGUUCAUCGUCAUUAGUGAAUCACUAAGAGACUGGUUACAUCUUUAUUAUUAACAUUAAAUAGAGCCAUCUGCCUUAUAUUUCCAGGGAUGUUAUAUUCGUCCAAUGUGCAAUAUUAACAACAUGUGGCCAGUAAGUGAUACUCAGAUUUGCCUUCAUAUUAGGGUAGUAGUGUAUAUAACGGGGGGUCUAUCUUAACAGAACUAUUUUCAAUUCAGUUGAGUUCUCAUGGGAUUGGUCUACUUCACCUUGCUCAGUGAUUGGUCGCGCUAACCUCUCAACCCGUAAGAUACAAAAUUUAAAACCAAUCGCGUCUUGGUUACUUGUAUUUUUCCCGCGCUUCAGGUAGUUUGCCCGUUUUAUUUACUUUGAGUCAUCAUUGGCUACUUGAGAUGUUUCCUUCAGUUUUGAUUGGCUGUUGUGAUUACAUUGUUCUGAGUUUCACGACACUCGAUCAAAAUGCGCCCUUAUGGGUGAUCUAAUCCGUUCUCUACAGCUCGUAAUGACAUCCACCUUUGUUGUGAGUGGUGCUUGUGUUUGCUUUGUGCACAAAAUGCAGAGUGAUCCCUCUAGAGUGUCCCUCCCUACCCCCCUCACUCUCCUUGCUCUAUAUAAAGUGGAGCACAUACAAUUAACUUUCCUUCUUUGUUUACUUUUCAGUCAAAUGCAGCGUUAGUGGCAUUUGUCCAUAGGUAACUAUAUUUGUUUAUAACUGAAGAUUUCUUGUUGGUGUCACCUUUACUUUUGUUUGAUCAUCGCUGAAGCGAUAAAUCAUUUUAUUUGAGUAACGCGCAGUUUUAUUAGAACUAUAAUUAAUCAGAGAUUAAGAGAUGCGUUCGAAACACUAGUCAAAAAUCUUCGAGCUAACUAUUGAACGACAAAACUACCCACGAUUCCAAGUUCUCUCCUAAAACUUAAUUUGGAAAUGUUGUCAUUUGGUGUUCGCCCUUGCUGGGGGCGGCCGAAUUGGUGUCCCAAGACUGGUCCUUGUCCCAAAAAAUCUCGCUCAAGUCUGUACUAGGAAUGCGUUCUCUUUCUUCGAGCGCAAUUACAGUCAGACGUGCAGUAAACAAAAAUCGUUUCACUACUAAAGAAAUUUGCUUUUUAAAGUAAUUUUCCUUUUUGAGAGUAGUCCCUCUAAGGACUGCUGUCAGUAACAGUUUUAGUGAAUUCAUCAUUAGAAUCACGACAGGAAUCGUUGUUUAUCAGUCGAAGUUCAGAAGUCUGGUUAGUGGAAACUGAGUUGUCAGUGUCACUAUCACAAAAGUAAUUGGUUAUAAAAGUCUGAAAUUGUGAUUGGCCAGUUUUCACAACGACUGACUCGUCAGUCACUGCCUUUGAUAAAAUCCUUUUUCGGGGCUACGUACACUCGAACGAUCACAUUGCACAAUCGAAUGUUACUUCUGGGUUAUAAUCAUUUGAGUUAGCAUCACACUAUUGUAGUUGGUGCAGCUAAAACUGACUCGUGCACUGGUUUCGAACGUUGCUCUUUCAGCGUCUUCUUGGAGUUAGCGAACAAGGCUUACGUAUAUUACUUUGCUUAUUGCCUCGAAGGACUCCAGUGGUGUUGCUGCAAGAGGUAUGUAUUUACAUGUGAAACGUUUACACCUAAGUCAUGUCGUUAAUUUAUAUUGCCAACUGUGCCUACUCUUCAGUGUACCUUGCUUCUUCUUUGCCGCUUUAUCCUCACACUCCUACUCUAUUUUACUCAUUGAACAGCAAUCAGCAGUCACAGUCUGGACAGGCGAUCGCUGAUGUGGUGAGGAGUAGUUGUUACGAAAUGACGAUUAAAUUUAUUCAUGAGAAAGAUAGACAGCCUUGCAUAUGUCUACGUUAUAAGUCUCUUCUCUCCCAUGUUUUUUUUUUUUUUUUUUUUUUUGCUAAAAAGACGUUGGGUUUUAUUUAUGUUCCGUAGUUGAAUGCAAGAUUCUUAAGGUUUAUGCGAAUUCUGUCGUCAUUUCUUAUUCAGGAAUUUUUAGUCAGUCUUAAGCUAUAAAGUGCGCAUGUCGUGCAUUGUAUUGGGAAGCCUGUUUUUACACAUCGGUUAAGUAUGACUUUAUUUCAUUUUAUCUUAUCUUUUCUUAGGAUGGUCCUGGGGUGCUGAGCAGACUUAGAGUACAUUUUUCAGACGCCAAAAUAGUUCAGGUGAACUAACAAAAGAUUAGAUUUUGGGGUGCAUUUGUACCAUGUUCAAGGAGGGAGGGGGUUGGAGAGUUCGUUUCACAGAACAAACGAACGAGCAAAUGAACAGAAAAACAGACAAACGCAUUAACCCUUUAACCCCCGGAAAUGGUUAACAUGUAACGUCUUCCUACAGCAUCCAUACAUUAUCCAGCAGAAAAGUAAGGAAAAUAUUCAAACUUAUCAGGUAGAAGUUGCUAUCUUGAUCUAACAACAAAUUCUUAUUACUAAUUCACAAGGAAAUGUGUAGUGGCUAGAGGGGGGAAAUAAACAAUCAGAUCUGGGGAGUUAAAGGGUUAAAACGAACAAAUAGACAUAAAUAACUACGAUGAAAUUUGCAAUACGUGCGAUGAACGGUUUCAUAUCUAGUUUCUGUCAUUGCUUAUUCAAAGGAGAACAACAACCAGUCAGACAUCACAAUUUUACUGUUAUUAUAUGUUUCUAGUCAGCAUUUUAGACUUAAGCGUUAUAUCAGUACAUUAUUAAAGCAGUUUUGAACCUUCUGUUAUAUCCAUUCGAAUUUUAUUCUAAUCGGCGCCCGUUGCUGUUUUUCAGUAUUUCACUGAACUCAUCAAGCAACAACAGAUUGAUUACUUCAAUAAUCUUUCAGCGGAUCAAGGUAAAUCUUAACACUAAAUUAGCCGUCGGGCAGAAUAAUGACACUUACCAUAUGGGUGUAGACUUAUUCAUGGAAAGGGGUUAUCCACCUUUCACAAUGGGGGGAGGGGGGGGGGGGGAAGGAAGAAAAAGGCAAGAUAAAGGCCGAUCCGGUUAAGAGGUGAACUCACAUCACUUCUGUACCCUUUCUGUUUUCCAUCGCACUGAGCAAAUACAAGUACUUUCUAUCAGGCUUGGAUGUUACGAUGAUUCAUCGCAGUCUCCCUCCCUCCCCCGUCCUACCCUUCCCUAGUAUUUUUUCAGAUUUCUUAGACAGAGGCAUUGUGAGUGUAUAAGAACAGCUGGGGGGAAGGAUUCUGGGGUGUCCGUGCCCCCCCCCCCCCCCCCUUUUUUUUUCUAAGUAAAACACGGCAUGGAGGUUGAUAUGACAAUCUGGUGAGUACCCUUUGUUUGACACAGUGUGACCCCCUUACGCCCCUGGAGCAAGGUGAGGGUGUCUUGUUUCAGAACAUACAAAUAGACUUGGUUGAGGUUUGUAUCCGUAGUCCACUCCGCCAAUCAUAAAGCCAUUGAGAGUAGAGAGUGUCUGGUUUUGAUGGAUUAGAGUAGGUUACAUGUUUGUGAGCUUUCACAAAGGAGAGAGUCAUGCAAUUUUAGGCACACAAACGCAAAGGAUAGAGCCCAGGCCGUUGAAUGUAAAUUUAGCCAAUUUCAAUUGGUUAACAUGAAAUUAGAUUUAAUUGGCCUAAGCGCGGUAUUUUCUUUAAAAAAUGAUUUAUUUAAUUAAUUUCUUGUAGAUUUUGUCGGAGAGAUAACACUUACUCCAGAAUCAGGUAAGUUUUUAAUGCUCUACUUCUCAUUAAACUCUUGCUCAACAGGUGCAUUCCUGUUAAAACCUGAAUUUUCUGCUUUUCAGUCUUAUAUCAUGCCAUCCCCUUUAUUUUACCUCAAAGGUUAAACUCACAUGAUUUGAGUAUUUCUUAUCAUUAGCAGGUCAUAAUAAACUAUUUACUCCAUUCAUAGCUGAAUAAAAAAUAGCUGUUGAUAACAACACGCACAAUGGUUGUGAUUAUCUUUUUUUUCACAGAUUCUGCUUCGGAGAGGAGAUCAUUACUGAUUUGCACUGAUCCGUCUAAGUGUAUUAUAUUACGUAAUUCGAAGCCCCAGGAGUCCACAUGAAUUUCAAACUCAGUUUCAGUUCAAAAAUCGUACUAGGUCCAUGAGUUGUUUUUUUCCCAUAGGUUGUUAUUUUUCUCCCAUUUCUUUUAUGAUCUUAGACGCUUGGUUUUGCCCCAUGAAGGCGUUGAACCUUAAGCUACUUGCUGCAUGAUUUUUUAAGCACAAUUUGUGGUUUUAUAAAGCGAAAAUUUUCUGCGGUUUUCGAACUGACUUACUGUUUUGCACGAAACAUGCAGAAAACAGUAAAAUGCGUUGUGAUUAAUAGCUCCAAACGAAAAGCUGUCUUAUAAAAUAAUGACCUACUGGGUCUAAUUAUCAAUUAGCUCUACAGGAGUGCUUUUUUCGUAUGAAAACUAUUUCGAUCAACCGGCAAAACUUGGUUUGGUGCCUUUCUAUUAUCUCGUGCUUUUUUUGUACAUUCAUGAAUGCUUUGAUAAAUUAUUGUAGAUAUUAGGUAGAAUUUUUAAUUUUUUAAAAUAUCUUUUUAUACUUAAAUUAUGAAAAUCCUAUAUUCUUAGUUCAGAAAGCUAAAAGAUAAAUGAUUACCGAAGAGAAUAUGUAGUAAUAUCUUUGAAAAGUAAAUUUGUGUAAAAUGACGUGCCCUUCGAUUAUAAACCCUUCCUCUAGUCGUUUACGGUCAGUUUACUAUCAUUAGCCGGGCACUAUCAUUACCUGAGCCGAGGAACAAAGGACGCAUGUACCACGCGAUGGGAUGGAAAUGGAUGAGGAAUGUCGUUCAACUGCUGCGCUGUCAACAAAAUAGAAAUAUAUUAAAUUAAAAGAUUGGAACGUCGUAAAAAUUAUCUCAGUAAGAAAAGAUCGAACUUGAAGAAUG
Molecule: messenger RNA, 20069 nt
Organism: Pocillopora meandrina
Lineage: Eukaryota; Metazoa; Cnidaria; Anthozoa; Scleractinia; Pocilloporidae
Source: the annotation of a GenBank genome assembly